Molecule: messenger RNA, 6047 nt
Organism: Leptonychotes weddellii (Weddell seal)
Lineage: Eukaryota; Metazoa; Chordata; Mammalia; Carnivora; Phocidae
Source: RefSeq, a predicted model, not a curated record
GAUGAAGAGAACGAGGCAAACUUGCUAGCAGUCCUCACAGAAACACUGGACAGUCUCCCUGUGGAUGAAGACGGAUUGCCCUCAUUUGAUGCACUGACAGAUGGAGAUGUGACCACUGAGAAUGAGGCUAGUCCUUCCUCCAUGCCUGACGGCACCCCACCGCCUCAGGAGGCAGAAGAGCCGUCUCUACUUAAGAAGCUCUUACUGGCACCAGCCAACACUCAGCUAAGUUAUAAUGAAUGCAGUGGUCUCAGUACCCAGAACCAUGCAAACCAUAAUCACAGGAUCAGAACAAACCCUGCAGUUGUUAAGACCGAGAAUUCAUGGAGCAAUAAAGCGAAGAGCAUUUGUCAACAGCAAAAGCCACAAAGACGUCCAUGCUCGGAGCUUCUCAAGUAUCUGACCACAAAUGAUGAUCCUCCUCACACCAAACCCACAGAGAAUAGGAACAGUAGCAGAGACAAAUGCACCUCCAAAAAGAAGUCCCACACACAAUCGCAGUCUCAACAUUUACAAGCCAAACCAACAACUUUAUCUCUUCCUCUGACCCCAGAGUCACCAAAUGACCCCAAGGGUUCCCCAUUUGAGAACAAGACUAUUGAACGAACCUUAAGUGUGGAACUCUCUGGAACUGCAGGCCUAACUCCACCCACAACUCCUCCUCAUAAAGCCAACCAAGAUAAUCCUUUCAGGACUUCUCCAAAGCUGAAGUCCUCUUGCAAGACUGUGGUACCUCCGCCGUCGAAGAAGCCCCGGAGCAGUGAGCCUUCUGGCGCCCCAGGCAGUAACUCCGCCAAGAAAGGGCCCGAGCAGUCGGAGUUGUACGCACAACUCAGCAAGACCUCCGUGCUCACCAGUGGCCACGAGGAAAGGAAGACCAAGCGGCCCAGUCUGCGGCUGUUUGGUGACCAUGACUAUUGUCAGUCGAUUAAUUCCAAAACGGAAAUACUCAUUAAUAUAUCACAGGAGCUCCAAGACUCUAGACCACUAGAAUAUAAAGAUGCCUCCUCCGACUGGCAGGGGCAGAUUUGUUCUUCCACAGAUUCAGACCAGUGCUACCUGAGAGAGACUUCGGAGGCGGGCAAGCAGGUCUCUCCUUGCAGCACCAGGAAACAGCUCCAAGACCAGGAAAUCCGAGCUGAGCUGAACAAGCACUUCGGUCAUCCCAGUCAAGCUGUUUUUGACGACGAAGCAGACAAGACCAGUGAACUGAGGGACAGUGAUUUUAGUAAUGAACAAUUCUCCAAACUACCUAUGUUUAUAAAUUCAGGACUAGCCAUGGAUGGCCUCUUUGAUGACAGCGAAGAUGAAAGUGAUAAACUGAACUACCCUUGGGAUGGCACGCACACCUAUUCAUUGUUCGAUGUGUCGCCUUCUUGCUCUUCUUUUAACUCUCCAUGUAGAGAUUCUGUGUCACCACCCAAAUCCUUAUUUGCUCAAAGACCCCAAAGGAUGCGCUCUCGUUCAAGGUCCUUUUCUCGACACAGGUCGUGCUCCCGAUCACCAUAUUCCAGGUCAAGAUCAAGGUCCCCAGGCAGCAGAUCGUCUUCAAGAUCUUGCUACUAUUAUGAGUCGAGCCACUGCAGACACCGCGCGCACCGAAAUUCUCCUCUGUGUGCGAGAUCACGUUCCAGGUCACCCUACAGCCGUCGGCCCAGGUAUGACAGCUACGAGGAAUAUCAGCAUGAAAGGCUGAAGAGGGAAGAAUACCGCAAAGAGUAUGAGAAGCGGGAGUCUGAGAGGGCCAAACAAAGGGAGAGGCAGAGGCAGAAGGCAAUUGAAGAACGCCGUGUGAUUUAUGUUGGUAAAAUCAGACCCGACACGACACGGACGGAACUGAGGGACCGUUUUGAAGUUUUUGGUGAAAUUGAGGAGUGCACAGUAAAUCUGCGGGAUGAUGGAGACAGCUAUGGUUUCAUUACCUACCGUUAUACCUGUGAUGCUUUUGCUGCUCUUGAAAAUGGAUACACUUUGCGCAGGUCGAAUGAAACUGACUUCGAGCUGUACUUUUGUGGACGCAAGCAAUUUUUCAAGUCUAACUAUGCAGACCUAGAUUCAAACUCAGAUGACUUUGACCCUGCUUCCACCAAGAGCAAGUAUGACUCUCUGGAUUUCGAUAGUUUACUGAAAGAAGCUCAGAGAAGCUUGCGCAGGUAACAUGUUCCCUGGCUGAAGAUGACAGAGGGACGGUGAAUACCUCACGGGACAGCGCGUCCUUCCCUAACUGACUAUUACAAGUCAUACUUAGGAAUUUCUCCUACUUUACACUCUCUGUAUAAAAACAAAACAAAACAACAACAAUACAACAAGAACAACAACAAUGGUUUACAUGAACACAGCUGCUGAAGAGGCAAGAGACAGAAUGGAUAUCCAGUAAGCACAUGUUUAUUCAUGGGUGUCAGCUUUGCUUUCCCUGGAGUCUCUUGGUGAUGGAGUGUGCGUGUGCGUGUGUGUGCGCGUGUGUGCGUGUGUGUGUGUGCGUGCGCAUGCGCACGCCUGUUUUGGGGCAAGUAUGUAUGCACAGGUGGGGACUGGGGGCACCUGACCAGAGUGUGCCAGGGCAAACCACUUCAAAUGGCAGCAGUUCCAUGAAGACACACUUAAAACCUGGAACUUCAAAAUGUUCAUAUUCUAUUCAAAAAGAAAAAAAAAUGCAUAAAUUCAAAAGGAAAGAAAACCAACCAACCACAAGCCACCCUAAAAUGACAGCCACUGAUGUCUGGGCAUCAACCUCCGUACUCUGUUUUUUAAGAAAGUGCAAACUCGACUUGAAGCAAGCUUUCUCUCAUAACAUAAUGGUUAUAUGACAAUCCCGAAGAAACCACAGGUUCUGUAGAACUAAUAUCCUUUCUCUCUCUCUCUCUCUCUUUCUCCCUCUCUCCGUCUGUCCCCCUCCCAUCUCUUUAGCCCUCGCCUUUUCUCCUUCACUCUCUCUUCCUUUCUCUCUCUCUCUCUCUCUCUUUUUCUUCUUUUUUUCCUUUUGCCAUGGAGUCUGGGUGGGAGAGGAUACUGCGGGCACCGGAAUGCUAAACUUUCCUAACAUUUUGAAGUUUCUGUAGUUCAUCCUCUAUCCUGACACCCAUGUAAAUGUCCAAAAUGUUGAUCCUUCCACUGCAAAUUUCAAAAGCCUUGUCAAUGGUCAAGCGAGCAGCUCGUUCGGUGGUUCUUUCUGAGGAGCGGGCACGGUGUUACAUUACUAAUGAGAGUUGGGUAGAACUCUCUGGUAUGUGUUCAGAUAGUGUAAUUGCUACAUUCUCUGAUGUAGUGAAGUAUUUACAGAUGUUAAAUGGAGUAUUUUUAUUUUGUGUACAUACUAUACAACGAUGUUCUUUUUUGUUACAGCUAUGCACUGUAAAUGCAGCCUUCUUUUCAAAACUGCUAAAUUUUUCUUAAUCAAGAAUAUUCAAAUGUAAUUAUGAGGUGAUACAAUUAUUGUACACUAACAUAUUUAGAAGCUGAACUUACUGCUUAUAUAUAUUUGAUUGUAAAAACAAAAAAGACAGUGUGUGUGUCCGUCGAGUGCAGCAACAACAAAAUGAUGCUUUACGCACAUCCAUCCCUUCUUAGGUGAGCUUCAAUCCAAGCAUCUUGUCAAGAAAUAUCCUAGCCCCCUAAAGGUAUUAACCACUUAUGCGAUAUUUUUCCACAUUUUCUUGUUGCUUGUUUUUCUUUGAAGUUUUAUACACUGGAUUUGUUAGGGGAAUGAAAUUUUCUCAUCUAAAAUUUUUCUAGGAGAUAUCAUGAUUUUAUGUAAAGUCUCUCAAUGGGUAACCAUUAAGAAAUGUUUUUAUUUUCUCUAUCAACAGUAGUUUUGAAACUAGAGGUCAGAAAUCUUUUUAAAAUGCUGUUUCGUUUUAAUUUUUGUGAUUUUAAUUUGAUACAAAAUGCUGAGGUAAUAAUUACAGUAUGAUUUUUACAAUAAUUAAUGUGUGUCUGAAGACUAUUCUUGAAGCCAGUAUCUCUUUCCCUUGGCAGAGUAUGAUGAUGGUAUUUAUCUGUAUUUUUUACAGUUAUGCAUCCUGUAUAAAUACUGAUAAUUCAUUCCUUUGUUUACUAAAGAGACAUAUUUAUCAGUUGCAGAUAGCCUAUUUAUUAUAAAUUAUGAGAUGAUGAAAAUAAUAAAGCCAGUGGAAAUUUUCUACCUAGGAUGCAUGGCAAUUGUCAGGUUGGAGUUGAAAUGUUUCAUUUGGGAAAUUCAGCUUUUGCAGAAGCGGUGUUUCUACUUGCACUAGCUUGGCCUCUGACGUGACCAUGAUGUUGUUCUUGAUGACAUUGCUUCUGCUAAAUUCAAUAAAAACUUCAGAAAAACCUCCAUUUUGAGCAUCAGGAUUGCAUCUGAGUGCGGAGCCCUGCAAUGGAAGUCAGUAAAGUUUGGAGUGUGUAUUCAAGUUUCUAAAUUGAGAUUCGAUUACAGUUUGGCCGACAUGACUUUUCUGGAAGAUGUGCGAUACCUACUACUUAAUUGUUCUUUUCCUUUCUCUCGCCCAACACAAUCUUAUAAAAUGGAUUUCACCCCCAGGCCAAUGCAGCUAAUUUUGAUAGCUGCAUUCAUUUAUCACCAGCAUAUUGUGUUCUGAGUGAAUCCACUGUCUGUCCUGUCGGAUGCUUGCUUGAUUUUUUGGCUUCUUAUUUCUAAGUAGAUAGAAAGCAAUAAAAAAAAUAUGAAAUAAAAGAACUUGUUCACAGGUUCUGCGUUACGGCAGUAACAUAUCUUUAAUCCGCCUAAUUCUUGUUGUUCUGUAGGUUAAAUGCAGAUAUUUUAACUCUGUGUGAACGCCAAACUAAAGUUUACAGUCUUUCUUUUGGAAUUUUGAGUAUCUUCUGUUGUAGAAUAAUAAUAAUAAUAAAAGACUAUUAAGAGCAAUAAAUUAUUUUUAAGAAAUCAAUAUUUAGUAAAUCAUAUUAUGUGUUCAAGGACCAGAUGCGUUCUCUACUUUGCCUUUAAAUUUUUGUGAUCCAAUUUUAAAUACAUUCUCCUUUUUGCCCUGGAUUGUUGACAUGAGUAAAAUACUUGAUUUCUUUUCUUACUUAUCAAAAGACAACACUACAGAUUUCACGUUGAGGAUUAAUUUAUCCCCACUUUGGCCUGACAAAUAUUGUUACCAUGAAGAUAGUUUUCCUCCAUGGACUUCAAAUUGCAUCUAAAAUGAGUGCAAAGAGAGAAUCACUAACCCAACUGAGUAGAGCUUUUUGUAUCUUAUGCAGACCCUGUGGGUUGCCCAUCAAAACGUAAACUGUGUUCCUUUUAUUUUUAUUUUUAAUUUUUCUUUUGGAGAGAAUAUUUCAAAUGAACACAUGCACCCCAUCUUCACUGGAGGCAAAUUUCAGCAUAGAACUCUAGGAUUUUUAGAUGACUGCAGGCCAAUGCCUUCACGCUGUGGUAAGUACCACAUCUACAAUUUGGGUGACCGAACCGGUGCUUUAGAAAUGUGGGCUUUUUUUUUUUUUUUUAAAGAGAUGUAGCGGAAUAAUUCUUCCAGUGCAACAAAAUCAAUUUUUGCUAAAUGACUCUGAGAACAAGGCGGUUGGGCUGUCAACAUUCAAAGCAGCAGAGAAGGAACUUUGCACUAUUGGGGUAUGAUGGUUGGGUCAGUUGAAAAAAGGAAACCUUUUCAUGCCUUUAGAUGUGAGCUUACAGUAGGUAAUGAUUAUGUGUCCUUUUUUGAUGGCUGUAACGAGAACUUCAAUCACUGUAGUCUAAGACCUGAUCUAUAGAUGACCUAGAAUAGCCAUGUAAUAUAAUGUGAUGAUUCUAAAUUUGUACCUAUGUGACAGACAUUUUCAAUAAUGUGAACUGCUGAUUUGAUGGAGCUACUUUAAGAUUUGUAGGUGAAAGUGUAACACUGUUGGGUGAACUAUGCUGAAGAGGGAAAGUGAGCGAUUAGUUCAGCCCUUGCCGGGCUUUUUUUUUUUUUUCCACCUGCCAAUUCUACAUGUAUUGUUGUGGUUUUAUUCAUUGUAUGAAAAUUCCUGUGAUUUUUUUUUUAAAUGUGCAGUACACAUCAGCCUCACUGAGCUAAUAAAGGGAAACGAAUGUUUCAAAUCUA